AGCUUCACAUGCGGACUCUAAAUUGAAGGAAAGGGUUUAACUUCUUCGCCUUUGUUUCUUCUAGGUAAGAUCGUGUUGUUAAUUUCCUUUACGUGUGGUUUUUUUUGCACGUUAAUGUGGCCACGCAGCAUCGAAGUUGUAAAAGCGAAACAACAGGAGAUAUAUGGCAGCAUGCAACUCGUCAAAAGACCUCGGACUUUUUGGAUCUCAACAAAACCGGAGAAGUGCUGCCACGGAGGGCCAUCGCUAGGGCAUGAAUAGUCCAGACAUGCCGGAACGCCACAAGGCUUGUGCAACGUCCUUGUCCACGUUUGUUUCAUCGUAGUUUGGCUAUAGAGAAGGACAGAAAUUAUCGCCAAGAUGUUGCAGACUGGAAACUACUCUCUGGUGCUGCUGAUCCAGCUGAGUCUGCUGAUUUAUGACCUGUUUGUCAACUCCUUCAGUGAACUCCUAAGAGCAGCGCCCGUCAUUCAGCUCGUGCUGUUCAUCAUUCAGGACAUUGCCAUUUUGUUCAACGUGAUCGUCAUCCUGCUGAUGAUGUUCAACACCUACGUGUUCCAGGUGGGCCUGGUAGCUCUGCUGCUGGAAAGAUUCAGAGCUCUUCUCAUUUCAUCUGCUCUCUACCUGACACUCAGCAUCUGCUUCCACUGCUGGCUCUUGAAUCUCAGAUGGCUCACUUCAAAUCGCUUUGUUUGGACUGAUGGUCUUCAAGCUUUAUUUGUCUUUCAGAGAACAGCGGCGGUUAUGUACUACUACCUAUACAAACGCACAGCUGAGUACAUGGGAGACCCCAGACUCUAUGAGGACUCCAUGUGGCUCCGUGACGUCUUCUCCAAAGCUCGACAGUGACAAUGAAAACAACACCAAGUCAGUUGUAAACCGUGACCAAGUGACGUCACCGAUAAAGCAGAAGAUAUGUGAUCAAGGAACUCAGUAAUUUGUUUGACCAGUGUGUCAAAGUGGGCAGACGGUCAAUAGGCUUAUGGUGGAGGUUAACCAGCCUUGGCAUGUGUAGUAUUGCAUUAAUCGGGAUAAGCCUGGUAAUCUGUGCGGCCUUUGUUGAAGUACUGUUACAGAACAAUAUGAAGAGAAAAAGUCAUGGAGUUUCAUUCUGCUGUAUCCAGACGUUUGUGUAUGAAUUUGCAAACAAUUCAUUUUGUUUAUAAAUGAGUUUUUUUCCUCGCAAAUUGUUUUGUUACCAGCUCCUUAUCAUCAAACCUUUGGGGUUUUUCAAUUAUUGUUAUUGGACUUAUUGAGAUUUUUCUGCAGUCGCUGGGGAUCUUUGAAUCGUCCUCAGUUUUUUAAUAAACAAUCCUCUAAUCUCAGUGUAAUCCUUAUCAUUAUGCUAUCCUGGAGACAAGGUUAAACAGGCUGGCCUAUUUUUAACAAAGAUUAAUCAGGGGUUUAGGGUUUCGGGCACUUCAAGAGAAACAAAACAGAAAUAGUCCCAGCAUAUCAGAAAUAACCUGCGCUCUUCCGAGGCAAACACCAGAACAGUGGGAGCUGCUAAUCGAACAAAAGAAGACAAAACAAGUUUUACAAAGUUCCAUUUACUUCUCCAAAAGAUACUCCAUGAAUGCAAAUGUUGUCAGUGCAGUCCAAUCAAAUCAGAAAUCCAAUCCAGUUGUAUUUGUUGCGUUGCCCUGGAAUGUGUCACCUCUUCAGGUCAGUCAGUCUGGAAAAAGGGGAAUUAUGUGAAAUUA
This is a messenger RNA of Synchiropus splendidus (mandarinfish), 1703 nucleotides long. RefSeq names its product transmembrane protein 138 (gene tmem138). Bases 361 to 849 code for a protein of 162 amino acids. Lineage: Eukaryota; Metazoa; Chordata; Actinopteri; Syngnathiformes; Callionymidae. The transcript is spliced from 5 exons. Gene Ontology annotation, cellular component: cilium. The record is from RefSeq and is a predicted model, not a curated record.